GAAAAUGUUGCAUUUACGGAGGGGGAGGAUGUGGUUGACGACAAUUGACCCCCCCACAGACACACCCACACACACAGGCCGGGCCUUCUUUGUCUGCUGACACACGUGGGGCUCACUGAGUGAGUUUAUAAAGCCUCUUUGCGGUUGCCGGCUGCUCACUAAAGGGAUACUUGACGAGGAGCAAGAUGAUGAAGACGUCUGCUGUGCUGCUGGUGCUGCUGGUAGUUGCCUCACGCUCUGUGGCCAAGUCCAAAAAUCGCUUCAUUCGCUAUCCAUCCUGGAACACCAAGCUUUACCCAAUAUGGAAAGUUGGAGACCCCCGUUACGCAGACUCUUGGAAAGGUGGAAAGGUAACAUUCAAUGUCGCCAACGACUCCCCAACUCUGACCGGAGCCAAAGUGACCUUCACCAUUGACUUGGAAUUCCCCCACAACCAAAAAGUACAAGCCGAUGGAGACGUGGUUUGGGCACAAGACUGCGUUGUAAACGGAACCAAAUUUCUGGCAUCCGAAACCAUUUUUCCAACUCCGAAAACAGACUGGGAAGCAGUUUUUCCCGAUGGGUCACCAAUCAAGAAGGACACAAAGCCCAACUAUGUGUUUGUCUGGAAGACCUGGGGUCAGUACUGGCAGGUGGCAGACGGUCCCUCAUCCACCCUUACUAUCGACACAACUGACAUUCCACUGGGCUCCUACACCAUGGACAUCGUCAUCUAUCACUACCGGAGCAAAGAGAAGUUCAUUCCUCUGGGUUAUGCCUCCACACAGUUUUCCAUCACAGAUCAAAUCCCAUUUGCCGUCUCCCUGAACCAAGUGGACGACAUCCUGUCUGGGGACAUGAGUUUCGUCCUGAACAGGGCCAUUGCCUUCAGCGUCAGCCUGCACGAUCCCAGCCAAUUCCUGAGCGACGCCGAUAUCACCUUCAACUGGGACUUUGGGGACACCAGCGGGGCUCUCAUUUCCAGAGAGCUGACCGUCACGCAUACCUACGUGAGCGCCGGCUCCUUCAAGCCCCGCGUGGUGGUCCAGGCGGUGAUUCCAGACAAGGCUUGCAUCCCUCCUGUGGAUACCACAACCAAGGCCCCCGCGCCACCCAGUGAUCAGGAAACCUCAGCUGCCGUAGUCCCCCCUCUGGGUUCCAGUAAAGUAAUCGGUUUGAGGACCAACGCAAUUCAUUCAGACACGGAGGAGGAAACGAGUGAAGACGAGACCUCCACCGCUCAACCCGCCCAAGAAGGGGCUCCAGCCGCUAGAACUCCUUCCCCCACCAACGAGGCACACGCUGACCCUGCCACUAACACUUUAAGCGAGGAGGCGGGCAAUGAUGUAGAGAUGGAAGGCCAAUCUGCGGUUGUUUUCGUCGUCAAAAGGGAAACAAAGGACAAACCCACCGAGGAUGACUGUGUGACAUAUCGAUAUGGCUCCUUCUGCGCUGACAUUCAAGUGGUUGAGGCCGUCCACAAAGUCGAAAUUGUACAAAUGGACAACAGCAUGACAGCAAGACCAGGAAUGAAGAACAAUGCUAUUGAUCUCACUGUAACCUGCCAGGGAAGCUUCCCCAAACAGGUGUGCAGCAUGAUUCUGGAUGCAGAGUGCUUGAAGCCCAUUCACAGCACCUGCAACAUGGUGGAGCCCUCCAAAGAGUGCCAGAUGGUAUUGCAUCAUUUCUUCAACAGCUCCGGCAUCUACUGCAUCAACGUGUCCAUGGCCAACGACGUCAGCCUGGCCGCCACCAGUGCAAAAGUUAACAUUGACAUGGGCUCGGAGCUGUCCUCCUCCAGCAUUAUCAUCACCGUGCUGGGUGCCACGCUCCUCGUUUUGUCUUUAGGAGGAGUGGCAUUUUCUUACAAGCGGCUGAAGUCCUACCACCAUCUGAAAGAAGACAUCAGGGGAGGCGAGGACCCUCAGUCUGGCUGGUAUCUCAGUGGUUCCACAACAUCAAUGCUGUGGAAGAUGUUCAACAGGCGGGGGGGAGUGGUCGAUCAGCAUCCCCUGCUGCAGGACAGACUAGUGUGAACAAGGCCCCAGAGGGCAUCUCCAUGUCACAGCUUCUCCUCACUGCUCCCUUUUUGUACUUUUUUUUUUUUUUUUAAAGAUACCCUUUUUUUAAGAUUGAACACAUGUAUCAGUUUCUUGUGAAUCAAAUACAUUGUUUAAUUACACCAGAUUAAUGUCCUCAAAAUUUUGGUAAUCAAAACAAUGAAUCA
This is a messenger RNA of Syngnathus typhle (broad-nosed pipefish), 2206 nucleotides long. It is a transcript of the gene pmelb, whose product is annotated as premelanosome protein b. The record is from RefSeq and is a predicted model, not a curated record. NCBI's taxonomy places the organism in Eukaryota, Metazoa, Chordata, Actinopteri, Syngnathiformes, Syngnathidae. The transcript has 13 exons. Gene Ontology annotation, biological process: melanosome organization. The coding region runs from base 186 to 2015 and encodes 609 amino acids. Gene Ontology annotation, cellular component: melanosome.